AUGUCUUUACCGAUUGAAGAAAGCGUGCGGCGUAACAGCGAAAGUGAGGGCGGCGAAGUGGAGACAUCUGAUCAUGACCCUCACUAUGAUCCUAUCGUGUCACUACCUCUUGUAGAAAUUCACACAAAUGAAGAGAACGAAGAGGAGUUGGUCAAGAUUCGCGCUAGGCUUUAUAGAUACGAUACUAGUGAUCAUGAAUGGAAGGAGCGAGGAACUGGGGAUAUUAAAUUGCUGAGACACAAAGCCAACAAUACUGUUAGAGUUGUUAUGAGACGAGAUAAGACACUGAAAGUAUGUGCCAAUCACUUCAUAACUCCAGACAUCCGAAUGAACGUUCACUGUGGAUCUGAUAAAGCUUUUAAUUGGUCAGUGUUCGCUGAUUAUGCAGAUGAAACAUGCAAACAGGAAUUACUUGCAAUUAAGUUUGGGAAUCCUCAGAAUGCAGAACUAUGGAAGGCCAAAUUUGCUGAAGCCCAAGAAAUAGUGAGAACAAAAUGUAGUCUGUAUACCCAAGACCAAUCAUCAGAUGAUGAUGAGAGCAGUAUCACUAGAAGCGAAGACACAGACACUCCGGAGCCCAAGAGUGUAGAUAAAAAUUCGGAAGAGGAAACUAAAAAAGAAGUUGUGGAUGUAAAAGAAGAUGGUGUAGUACUAAAGCUGAAGGAACUUAAAGUGGAUGGUGAUAAAACUGAA
Messenger RNA from Iphiclides podalirius (scarce swallowtail), 693 nucleotides. Lineage: Eukaryota; Metazoa; Arthropoda; Insecta; Lepidoptera; Papilionidae. The record is from the annotation of a GenBank genome assembly.